Messenger RNA from Sorghum bicolor (sorghum), 2899 nucleotides. Its product is annotated as meiosis-specific protein PAIR2. Bases 993 to 2273 code for a protein of 426 amino acids. NCBI's taxonomy places the organism in Eukaryota, Viridiplantae, Streptophyta, Magnoliopsida, Poales, Poaceae. The record is from RefSeq and is a predicted model, not a curated record. The transcript is spliced from 12 exons.
UUCAUCCCCUCCUCCUUCCUCUAUAAAGUACCCCCAAAUCCCGCACCAUUACCAGUUUACCACCCUCCUCUCCCUCCCCCAGCCCACGAGCGCGCGCGGCGCACGGCCGCACGCAACGCAGGCGCGGGAGAAUGGUGGUGGCUCAGAAGACGGAGGAGAGUGAUAUGGCGGACCAUAUGCUUCUACUGACAAGGAAACUACUUCGGAUUGCCAUAUAUCACAUAAGCUACAUAAGAGGCCUAUUUCAUGAGAAAUAUUUCAGUGAAAAUUCAGUUCUAUCACCAGUGAUGGACAAUGAGAAGCUUAUGCCAGUACAUGACGACAUGGGGAGACUAAUAGAUUGGAUGGAGAAAGGUGUCUGUGAUGCAUUACAAAAGAAAUACCUCAAGACCCUUCUCUUUUGUAUCUGUGAGAAGGAGGAAGGUCCAAUCAUUGAGGAGUAUACCUUCUCAUUUCGUUACCCAAACACAAAUGGUGAGGAAAUCACAAUGAUCGUUAGCCGGACAGGGAGCGAAAAGGGAAGCACCGCAUUCAAGCCAAAUGCUUCAGAAUUAACUUCUGUUCAGAUGAAUUACUUUCUUACCUUGAUAACGAUUUCUUGCUUGAGGGUGCAGUCUCUGUACUAAAGUAGUGUUGCAUCUAGAAUGUUACAAUUUGAAAGAAGUUUGCACUUGGCAACACAAACUUAAAACAAAAAGAAUUCAGUAUUAUGAUUUCUCUGUGUAUGAAUUUGCUGAAAUUUACUAGGUAUGCAGGUUUAAGUAUCUAUCUGUUGGCUAUGCUAAAAGUACAGAAUGUCUAGAAACAUGAAUAUAUAAUUUAGAUUUAUUUAGAUUUACAUCAAUUAUUCAUGGUUUUCUUGGCUUACAAAAUCAUAGUAGAUUUGAGGUCUCAUCCUUGUUGGUGCUUUAAUGCAUCUUGUAGAUUAUUCCAUGGUUUUCUGGUUGUUUGUCCAAUGUCCCUUUUGGGUGUCAAUGUAACCAUUAUGACCUAUGAUGAUCAUAUCUAGACAUCUGUUACUUUUCAGGAGGUAUGGAUGUAAGAUGAUUAGAGCGCUUGUUUCACUUAUGAAAACUGUGGACUCAAAACCAGAGAUAAAGGAGAGAACCGUCUUGGUGAAGCUGCUAUACUAUGAUGAUGUAACACCAGAGGAUUAUGAGCCUCCCUAUGCUGAAAAUGAGGCCAUAAAUAUAUGGAACAAGAACCCCUUGAAGAUCGAGGUGGGGAAUGUCAAUAGCAAGCACUUUGUGUUAGCUCUGAAGGUCAAAGAAGACCUGCACCCAUGUGAUGACAAUAACACAAAAAGCGGAUGGGAUGAAAUGAGGUUUGAUAAUGAUUUCGACACUGAUGGUGAUGGUGACUUUUCUGACACUCAGGUGCAACUUUCCAGAAGAAGAUUUGGAUAUGUCCUUUGCACCAAACCGAAGAAUUUUAAAUUUAUUCUUGACUCUGGUGCCACACAUCAUAUUUGCAAUGAUGAGGCUAUAAUGCGUAACUUGAGAGAGGUGAAGAAGGAAGACCGACUAUCUGUAUAUUCAUCAGGUGGUAAAGAACUUAGUGCAGAGAGGAUGGGCUAUAUAGACCUUAAAAAUUUUAGCCUGAAUCCAGUUGGUUUAAUCCCUUCAAUGCAAUUCAAUGUUGUAUCUGUUGGACAGCUAGCCAAACAAGGUCUGAUGAUCUGUUGUGGAAAUGGUCAGUUUAGUGUCUAUGAUAUGAGAGAGGGCCGAAUUGUUGGGGAAGGGUAUCUUGACAACAAACUGAAUGAAUAUGUUUUCAGAACAUUGAAAUGGUUGCCACAAGCUGAGAAUUUGGUUGAAAUCCCCAAGAAUGACACACAGAAAGUGAAUGAUGAACAACAAGCACAGAAUGUAUGGUUGAUUGACACAGGAUGUGCGCAACACUUAGUGUCUGAUGUCACUCUGUUAACCAAUGUUAGAAAUGACAAGCGACCUUUUGAAACUGCAAAGGGAACCAUCUGGUCAAGCCACAGGGGAAAGUUCAAAGCUGGAAAACUAGUGCUCAACGAUGUUUUAUAUUGUAAAAGCGUACAGGACAAUCUGAUGUCAGGGCCUUUGCUGGAUAAGGCUGGAUAUAGAAUCACUUUUUGUGGAAAAACUUGCACACUUGUGCAUAAGGAUGGAUUGGAACAGAGAGGGGUCGCCAUUCAAGAUGUGAGCAACAAUUUGUACUCACUUGAAGAAGAAGAACAGAAGGACAACAGCAUCUCUGCUCAGGGAGAUGCAAAAGAGGCCAAAAGGAGGCGACUUGAAUGAACAGCUCUCCUCACUCCACUCUCUAACAUACCUUUACUUCCAGAGUGUUGCGGAUCCUGUCCCUGAGACUGAGCAGAGUAGCGGGAUUGCUGUAUUCUUGGGGUUGUCACUUCUCACUUGUUUCAGACGUUUCUAAUUGUCUGUCUGUCUAUCUCUGCAUCUGCAAAAUGGCAACUGCUUUGUGGAUGUUUGGCAAGCCAGUUGUGGAAUUGGACGGCAAAGACGUAGCACCGCCGGUUGAAAGGUCCAGACGCCAUGAACCUAUUGAUGCUCAUGCUCUUUGUGUGUGUGAUAGCUCCUGCUUCUAGUUACUGAACAGUUACAGUUUAGUGUCCGACUCGUGAUGUCGCAUCGAAGAGUAAGUCCAACCAGCGGCUCUAGAAUCGCGGUUGGGCUGUUGUUGGGUUGACCUUCCCGGAUCCUGCUGUGCCGGUGGAGACACGGCUCUCCUCGUCAUCCUUGUAGUGUCGUCCUCGCAUCCUACUUUAUUGCUUGGCAUUCUGGCACAAACUUUGCCAUGUGUAGAUAAGCACAAACUUUGCUGUAUCUGAAAAUUGUUGGCACAUAAAAUGCAGUAAACUUGAUAUCUUUGCUCAAAGAAACAAUUUAUACUGCACUUUUUUUCC